AUGGCUGAACAAGCCGCCGCUUACACUCCCCUGGAGGUUCCUAUUCCUCCGGUGCCUACCAAGGAGGUCUUCUCCGAACUUCAGUGGGCUACCUUGAUGGCUAUAGCGGAUACGGUUAUUCCAUCCAUUCGUGGCCCUAACGCUCCGAAAUCGUUUACUACCAAAGUGAUUCCACAGGCCCAGUUCGAUGCUGGCCUCUCAUCAUUAACUGCCAACAUCUCCGGGUCUGAUGCAACCGCUCUGGCAACGCAGUAUCUAGAAGAAAAUGCCUCGUCAAAUCCUCGUUUCCGACCGGGGCUACAGCGCCUUAUCUCGGAGUAUGUCCAUGAGGAAGGCAGGAAUGGGCUUAGCUUCAUAUUGAAUACGCUAAACACGAGGGCUGGUUCUUUGCUUUUGACGGGAUCAACCACCCCUAUACAGGACCAGCCGUUCCAUGUCCGGGAGAGAAUAUUUCGCGGCUGGGAGACAUCGAGGCUAAAGCCUCUGCGCGUCAUCUACCGGGCACUUUCAGCCAUCUGCAAGAGGACAUGGCUUACGUAUAGCCCUACGUAUUGCCCGACCAUUGGAUUCCCCCGUGUCCCGGUGCACGGAAGUCCCGCGGAUGGUUUCGAGUACGAGUUCCUGCAGUUCCCGUCGGGAGAUGGACCGGAGACAAUCGAGACCGACGUUGUCAUCGUCGGAAGUGGCUGUGGAGGUAGCGUAGCUGCCAAGAACCUCGCCGAAGCAGGCUAUAAGGUUAUAGUGGUCGAAAAGGCCUAUCAAUACUCAACAAAGCACUUCCCAAUGAAUUUUAGCGAGGGGUCGGUGAGUGGCGGCACAAUCAACUGGUCGGCAGCUCUUCAGACACAGAACUAUGUUCGUGAGGAAUGGGCGAAGGGCGGCUUGCCAUUUUUCACAUCACUGGAAUUUCAGAACUCCCUGGAUCGCGUGUGUGAUCGGAUGGGUGUCAGCGCAGAUCACACGACUCACAACAAGCAGAACCGUGUUCUCCUGGAAGGAGCGCACAAACUAGGCUAUGCAGCGAACCCUGUACCGCAAAACACCGGUGGUACAGAGCAUUAUUGUGGCCAUUGCACGAUGGGGUGCCAUUCGGCGGGCAAGAAGGGUCCCACGGAAUCGUUUUUGGCGGAUGCUGCCCAUGCUGGAGCCACCUUCGUGGAAGGCUUCCGUGCAGAAAAAGUCCUGUUCACCGAGACCAAGGGUGGCAGGGUGGCCGCGGGAGUAGAGGGCACAUGGACCUCACGGGACGCAUACCUCGGGGUGUCCGGAGCUAGUGGCGUGAAGCGCAAGCUCAUUAUUAAAGCGAAGCGGGUUGUCGUGUCUUGCGGCACGCUGCAAAGUCCCCUCCUGUUGCUACGCAGUGGUCUCAAGAACCCCCAGAUUGGUCGAAAUCUUCAUCUCCAUCCAGUCGCUAUCUCGGGAGCCGUGUUUGACGAGCAAACUCGUCCGUGGGAAGGAGCCGCCCUGACCGCCGUUGUCAAUGAAUUUGAGAACCUCGACAAACAAGGCCACGGAGUCAAGAUCGAAUGUCUCACAAUGCUGCCUCCGGCCUUCCUUCCGGCCUUCCCCUGGCGGGACGGGCUGCAAUGGAAGGAAUUUGCGGCCAAGCUCCCCCACAUGGCCGGCUUCAUUAGCCUUACGAAGGAUCGCGACACUGGCCGCGUAUAUCCGGACCCUGUCGAUGGACGACCCCGGGUAGACUAUACAGUUUCCGCCUUCGAUCGCAAGCAUAUUCUCGAGGCACUAGUGGCUACAGCAAAGAUAGCGUACAUCUCCGGGGCUAAGGAGUUUCAUACUUCGAGCCGUGAAAUCCCGCCUUUUAUCCGGCCCGAGGAUGCAUCGGACCCUACAUCGCCAGAGGGCACGAACAAUGCUGCCCUUCAGGCAUGGAUUGCGGAAGCCCGGAGCAAGACCCUCGACCCCGAGAAGACCACGUUUGCCGCGGCGCACCAGAUGGGUAGCUGUCGCAUGGGCAGCUCCCCGCGGACCAGCGUGGUGGACCCGGAUUGUCAGGUCUGGGGCACACGCGGAUUGUACGUGGUCGACGCAUCCGUAUUCCCCAGCGCCAGUGGCGUCAAUCCCAUGGUAACCAACUUGGCCAUUGCCGAUUGGGCCAGCCAGAACAUUGCCCGGUCGUUGAGCAAGGAGGGAGGCGUCAUGGCGCGUCUUUGA
Aspergillus nomiae NRRL 13137 is the source of this 2172-nucleotide messenger RNA. RefSeq names its product long chain fatty alcohol oxidase. Gene Ontology annotation, molecular function: long-chain-alcohol oxidase activity; FAD binding. The record is from RefSeq and is a predicted model, not a curated record. The coding region runs from base 1 to 2172 and encodes 723 amino acids. The transcript is spliced from 4 exons. Lineage: Eukaryota; Fungi; Ascomycota; Eurotiomycetes; Eurotiales; Aspergillaceae.